UUGGCUACACCUCCAGAGCUGCACAGGAUCAACACCGAGACGGGGGCUGGUGCGGGAGGAGCCGGUGCUGCCCUGCUGCCAUGAGCACAGUUCUCCAGGCUGACACCGACGCCGUCACCGCUGUCACUUCCUGGUGGCUGUGAGCGUCCCGCGGGGACAAGGCGAACGCCAGCGCAGGACCUGCAGGAAGCGUGGCUGUGGCCAUCCGGCGUGUCUACAUGCUGCCCGGGGUCGGCGGGGGCUUGGAGAUGAGGCUGAUCCUGGCCGGGAAGGCUGGUGGGGGGAAAAGCGCCACAGGGAACACCCUCAUCGGGGAACGUGUCUUUGAGUCCAAGCUGUCCACCAAGCCAGUGACCGUGAGCUGUGCAAAAGCACAAGGGCACUGGGACGGCGAGGACUUCACGGUGGUUGACACGGCCGACAUUUUCAACCCAAGUGAUGCCAGUGAUGAGGUGCACCAAGAAAUUAUCCGCUGCAUCAGGCUGUCCUCCCCGGGCCCCCAUGCGCUGCUGCUGGUGACCCAGCUGGGCCGAUUCACCCAGGAGGACGAGGAGGCCGCAGAGAGACUGCAGGACAUCUUUGGAGCUGAUGUUUUGGGGCACACGAUCGUCAUAUUCACCCGCGCAGAAGAGCUGGUGGGGGGGUCGCUGCACAACUACGUGAAGUAUUCCAAAAACAGGGCUCUCCAUGAGCUGAUCCAGAGGUGCGGGAACAGGUACUGCGGCUUCAACAACCGGGCAGCUGGAGCCGAACGGGACCAGCAGGUCGCGGAGCUGAUGGGGAUGGUCCGCUGCAUGGUGCGGGUGAAUGGGGACAGGUACUACAGCAAUGAGAUGUACCUGGAGCCCAAUUUAACAGAAGAGAAGGUGGAGUAUCACAUGGGGAGGUACAGAGCAGGCAGGAAAAGUAGUGAGUUUCUCACUUACUCUUACAGGAGAGAUAUUGUGAUUUGUGGGAUGAUUCUCCUUGCCAUUGCGGUGGUUUUCAUUAUUUUUCUUAUUUGGUGGGAGCGAUGAAUCCCAGCACCACAGAACCACUGAACGCCUGGGGCUGGAGGCACCUCUGCACACCGCUCCAGCUGCCCAGGACCGUGUCCAUUGGGUGUUGGACAUCUCCAGGGAUGGAGACCCCAGCGCCGCUCUGGGCAGCCUGUGCCAGCACUCAGACACCCGCACAGCAAAAAAAGACUUUCCUGAUGUCUCACCAUGCGUCCUUGUGCUUCCAGCAGUGCCCAUGCCCCUGUGUCCUGGCUCUGGGCACCCCACCAGGUGUUCGCACACACAGACGGGACCCCCGAGCCCCCUUCCCCGGGCUGAGCAGCCCCAGCUCCCAGGCUCUGCCCGUCUUGCAGAUGCCUCCAUGUCCCGGUGCAAUGGAACCAACUGUCCCUUGGAAAAGAAGAGGAAUUGUCUAUGUUUAAUUGAGCAUCCCUUUAAUCAGUUAUCAUAUAUGUAGUACAGGACAAAAAAUAUGUUUAUCUUUUAACCUAGGCUCCCUUUGAUCAGCGACAAAAUGCUCCUUCUGGAAGAAACAAAGGAAAGUUGCCAAUAGCAAGUAGCCUUAGGUUGUGCUUAGGUGACGUGACCAUUUUGAGAAACCAAGUUGUGUUUUUGCAAUAGAAGUUGUUUUUGCAGUGGAAUAUCCACUAACCUUGCAUAUUCAAAAGUGAUCGUGCAGGCAUGACAGUAGCGUAGCACUAGUUAAGCAGAUAAGGGGAAGGUCCCACUGUCCCGACAUAAGAAGGAUAGCUAAGAAGAACAGGAUGAGCAGUACGAAAUAAGUAAAAACAAGAAUCACGGGCCCUCUAGUCACGAGAGAAGAAGGAAAAAAAGGAAAGGGAGAAAUUAAUGGCUGGUCAAAUAAAAUUGUACCUAUAUGGUAUAGAAGUGCGUCAAGUAGGUUGUGAACCUGCAGUACUCAGCCAGUGAGGAAACGGGAGAAAUCAGGUGUCGGGUAAUAGGGGAUAUAGGGUUAUGAUAAACUUGUACUGUGCGCUCCUGCUUGCACGAUGUGAGAAACUAAGUAGUGUUUUUGCAGUAGAGAAUUACUUUUUUGUAUUCCAAGGUAGUUGUGUAGUCAUGAUAAGGAGAAAUGCUAAGUAGGUAAGUGGACAGUAGAAGGCCUCACUGUUUCAAAAUAAGGUGGAAGCUUGAGAAAAACAGGAUGAGCAGUGUGGGAACAGUAAAACAAAGAUCACAGGUUCUCAAAACGUAAGAAAGAAAAAAAAAAGGAAAAGGGAGAAAUUAAAGGGUUGAAAAAAAAGAAAAAUUGUACACAUAUGGUAUAGAGGAGCGUCGAGUAGCUUGUGAACCUGUAGUACUCAGCCAGUGAGGAAACAGGGGAGGUGAUCAGGCGUCGGGUAAUAGGGAAUAAAAGGUUAUGAUUUGUUUACUAAAAUGCGCUCCUGAUCGACAGGACGCCCGCCAUUGCAAUCGUGAAUAAAAUAGCUUCAUAGAAGGUCCUGUCUCAAGAAAAUUAUUUGAGAUUUUUCUCACAAGGAUGCCCACCAUUGCAAUCACAAAUAAAAUAGCUUCAUAGAAGGUCCCGUCUAAGAAAACUGUUGAGAUUUUUUCUUACACCAUCUAUAGAUAAAAGGAGUUAGGGUACUUCAUCAGGGAACACCACCAAGGACCCCCAAAGAAAGGAAGGCAUGCGCAGAAGGGCCUGAAAAGGAGCCAUUACAAAUGAUGCCACAUGAGUACAAACUCAUGUGGAUUAGAAUGAAUAUGUAUUAGAUAACUAGAAUAGUCAUGAAUUUAAUGUCUACAUGUAGCAAGGAAGUCGACAUUGGGCGUGCUUGGUCUGUGGAAAAUGCACCGAGCUCUGAGGCUUGAAUAAAAGCAAUCUGUCUCC
Cygnus atratus (black swan) is the source of this 2853-nucleotide messenger RNA. RefSeq names its product GTPase IMAP family member 2-like. The transcript is spliced from 2 exons. The record is from RefSeq and is a predicted model, not a curated record. The coding region runs from base 219 to 1016 and encodes 265 amino acids. NCBI's taxonomy places the organism in Eukaryota, Metazoa, Chordata, Aves, Anseriformes, Anatidae. Gene Ontology annotation, molecular function: GTP binding.